GAAAAUCUGAGAAAUGAACAAAUUACGGCAAAGCUUUAGGAGAAAGAAAGAUGUCUAUGUCCCAGAGGCCAGCAGGCCUCAUCAGUGGCAGACUGACGAAGAAGGUGUUCGUACUGGCAAGUGUAGCUUUCCUGUUAAGUACCUGGGACAUGUCGAGGUGGAUGAAUCCAGAGGAAUGCACAUCUGUGAGGAUGCUGUGAAGAGACUGAAAUCUUGACUUAAUUCACCGUUAUUAUACAAAACAUUACUUGAUUAAGGCUGCUUUUUUCUAAUGCACUGCAACAUUGUAGUCAUGCAUGAAAUAAUCUGGCUUGCAUCUGCUCAGAGUGGCCUGAAGGCUGCCUAAUUCUGAUAUGUCAUGAAGUGGGCUGCUCUUAGUUUGGCUUUUGUGAACGUUUGCUCCUGUAAAUGGCACUCGUUCAAAGCUCUUUGUAUUUCUGUGGCUCAUUUGAAGAGGUCUUGCCAUCUCUUUCCUGCAGUAGUCAUAUCACAAAAUCCUGCGGAAAUAGCGAACUUGAAAAAGUCCGUGAUCAGUCUGUCGAGGAACUGAGGCUGCAGCAGCGUUGAAGAGAACAGAAGGAGAAAGGACAUUGAAAGUCUGAAUGGAGAUAGGGAACUGCAGUCCUUUUCAUCGCUUCUCUUACGUGUCUUAGCUAUGUACAUUCUACAGCGAUGCCUUUAGUCGAAGAAACUCUUGUAUCCUUGUAGCUCAACAAAAAAAGUACACCAGACGCUUCUACUGCACCUUUGCUAGCUUAAGAUAUCUGCUACUGGACAUCGCUUUUUUCCUCACCAAAUGUGAGAGCUCAAAUGGCUUCCAGCUAAACCUGUUCUUCCCUUCUUCCUAGCACACAACAGAGGAUUAUAGGUUAUCUUUUCUUCCUUCUGUUGUGCUGUAAAGUUUCUGAAUUGGUUUAGUGCUCCGAUUAAAAUCAAGUCUUUUCAUUCUUUUCUCUCGCAGCUAAUGUAUAGCAACCUGUUAAAGCCGCGUCCCAUCUGUUCCCAUUCAGUCCAGCAGUGAUUGGUGAUUGAUUUUUAUUAAAAAGGGCCUCACAAAAUAUAAAUGAGUUCCUUUGUUCUGUGGGUUUAGUCGAUGUAGCUAAAAGUGCAAGUACUGGCCACAUAAUGAAUUGCAUCCGUUUUUGUCUCAUUCUGAUUUUUGUUCUAUCAGAAUACUUGCUAUUAGCACACCAAAUAACCUUGCAGUAUCUACUUCAUGCAACUUCUCUCAUUCUCUUCUCUGGGGAGCUAUGCUGUGAAGUAUUUGUUCUCUAGUUUUCUUAUAAACUUUAAGCCCACAAGCCAGCUAAGUGUAGCUAACCUUGUAAAUAAUGAGAUGCAGUAAAAGCAGAGUGCCCAGUUUCUUCUGGAAUCUGGAUAAUUCCAGGAUUGUGAUUCUUGAUCACCUUAAUUAUUGAUUCAAAUGUCAGAUUUGGAUAUCAAACUUUUACAGUGUGUUCUGUGGAAGUAAAUAAUUUCAUUUCCCUAUUCUGCGCUAUGUAAUAGUUCCAAAUUCCGAAUGGCACCAACUUACCCUUUCUCAUAAAUUCAGUGUUUUUCUUCAGAUAAUUUUGAUCUCUUCUUCUGUUUGAAGUUCUUGAUGUCUCGUUUACAUAGAGGCACGUCUCUUAGGAACGCUGUUUCCAUUGUCUCCUUUGUCAGUGUUGGAAGUUGAGAAGCAAAGGCAUAGUUCUCCUUGGGCCCUGAAACUACUUUGUGCACAUGAGUUGCCAGACUCCAUGAGAUCCAAGGUGCAUUUGGGGCUGCUCGCUGCAAUUCAACCCCUGCCCCCCACCCCAAGUGUUUGGGUUUUAAAUUCUGCUGUUACUGAAAGCUCUUUUUCUGUACAAUAUGCUCUCUUAAUUAGCAAAAGCCAGACCACUGGAUGAUGUUUCAGCAUGCAAGGAAUGUGAUAAGAAAACAGUUUGUUCUUGUGGUAGUCUCUUGCUUUCACAAUACAUGGUUAUUCUGAUGGGCUUUCUCUUGGUCUUGAAAGAAUUAGAAUUUUUUAGCUGCAGCGUUCAAACUGAAAGACUCUCUUAAGGGGAAUAGGACUUCACUUUUCCUAUGGUUAAACUAUAUCAAAAUGUAUGUGGCCUAUCUUAAUCUUUAUUGUUUUCUUUGCAGGUAAUAUGUAGGUUUUACAAAUCCAGUCAAUAAUUAAUAGUUCUGUUCUCUAAGACAGAAUUGUUGAAUAUUUGUAUCUUGUAGAUUCGAAAAGUUAAAUUCUGUCUGUCUACUUAUUUUCAUAGAUUUAUUUUUUCCUCUUGAUUCCUGUUCUCAAACGGUUGGCAAUUCAUUUGGGGAGCCGAAGUCUUGUUCUUUAGUGUUGACUAAUGGAUUUUACAACAUUUAAUGGGAUUUGUUGAGAAGAAUAUAAAACAAUGUUAAUCUUGGUUUUAGGAGUAGCUUAAUUUCUGCUUUGCUUUUUGAAAGAAAAGAUGCAAACAAAUAUUUCUGUCUCUUUAUUGUGGGAAAUAACCUUUCAGGGUUUUUUUUUAUUAGCUGCUCAUUAAUGUGUUGUAAUUGUUUUUGAGCACUGCAUCUUGCAGAACUUGAAACCAAGAUGAUGCUACCUACAGUAAUAGCGCUCGACUUGUCCCCCCUGUUCCUCCAGGAAAGGAAGUUCUUCAAAGGCUUCUUUGGAAAAUCUGGGAAGAAAGCUGUUAAAGCAGUCCUGUGGGUUUCGGCGGAUGGACUCAGAGUUGUAGAUGAGAAAACAAAGGAUCUUAUAGUUGAUCAGACAAUAGAGAAAGUUUCUUUCUGCGCACCUGACAGGAACUUUGAUCGGGCAUUCUCAUACAUCUGUCGAGAUGGCACAACGAGACGCUGGAUAUGCCACUGCUUUAUGGCUGUAAAGGACACGGGGGAAAGGUUGAGUCACGCCGUGGGCUGUGCAUUUGCAGCAUGCCUGGAGCGCAAGCAGAAGCGAGAGAAGGAGUGUGGAGUGACGGCCACCUUUGAUGCCAGCAGAACCACGUUCACUAGAGAGGGGUCAUUCAGGGUCACUACAGCUACUGAACAAGCGGAGAGAGAGGAAAUUAUGAGACAGAUGCCAGAUGCUAAAGCAGUUGAAACAGAAGCGAAAACAGUAGCACCAGGUGCGGCACCAAACAAUACUGCCCCCUCUUCUGGCUCACCAACCUCUCCUACUGCUGAAGCUGCUGCCUCUCUGGAUAAAGAAAUGAGCAAUCCCCAUGCUAUUCCCCGGAGGCAUGCCCCUAUAGAACAGCUUGCCAGGCAAGGGUCUUUCAGGGGCUUCCCUGCCCUUAGCCAAAAGAUGUCUCCUUUUAAACGCCAGUUGUCUUUGCGAAUAAAUGAGCUGCCUUCAACAGUGCAAAGGAAGACUGAUUUCCCCAUGAAAAACUCAGUCCCUGAGGUGGAAGGGGAAACAGACAGCAUUAGUGCCCUGUGCUCUCAGAUCACCAGUGCUUUCAGCACACCAUCAGAAGAUCCUUUCUCUUCGGCCCCCAUGACAAAACCAGUGACAGUAGUUGCACCACAGUCUCCUGCCUUUCAAGUUAAUGGCACUGCCUCUGCCUUCUGUGUGCUUGCUGCUAAACCAUCCCAAGCUGCUGUAAUGUCCACAGCUCUGCCAGUUCGGGAAACCAAUCCUUGGGCUCAUGCUCCUGCUGCUCAUACUGGAGCUGCAGCCGUGGUCACUGGUACUGAAUGGAGCAGCACCUCCUCAGGUGCGGCCUCACCAAGUCCUUUCCAAGGAAACCACAGACGUACUCCCUCAGAGGCAGACCGCUGGUUGGAAGAGGUCUCAAAGACUGUCAGAGCCCAGCAGCAGCCAGCCCCAGCCCCAGCCCCACAGCCACUCCUCCAGCCUCCUCCAGCAGCUUCCCAGUCAGCACCAGCCUUCCCAGUCAGCACCUUCAUUGCUCCUCAGCCUGUGCCGGUGGGUGUGGUGCCGCCCAUGCAGCCACCGUUUAUUCCAGCGCAGCCCUACGCCGUAGCAAACGGGAUGACCUACGCAGCCCCAAGCGUUCCUGUGGUGGGAAUCACACCUUCCCAGAUGGUGGCCAAUGUCUUUGGCACGGCGAGCCACGCUCCCGCAGCCCAUCCGCAUCAGUCACCCAGUCUUGUCAAACAGCAGACGCUCCCUCAGUACGAAAGCAACAGCGCUACCGCCAGCCCUUUCUUCCACCCGCCCGCGCAGCACAACGGCUCCGCAGCUUUCAACGGGGUUGAGGGUGGGAAAUGGGCUGCAGAGGACAAGCAUUCGCAGCCCCCCGCCGCUGCGCCACAGGUAGACCCCUUCGAAGCACAGUGGGCGGCCCUGGAGAGCAAGACAAAGCAGCGCACCAACCCUUCGCCGACUAACCCCUUCUCAAGUGAUUUACAGAAGACAUUUGAGAUUGAACUCUAAGCAGUCCCGGAGGGGGUGGAUAAAUUGUACAUUAGGAUAGAGGGAUAAAGGGAGCAGAGGGGACUGUUUCCGAUCAGUUUGCUUUGGUAGUCCCAAAGGUCCCUUCAAACAAAAAUGGGUUAGAAAGAGGGAGCAAUUACGGGAAGGAUAUAAACAUACAGAGAAUUUACCGUGCAGUUCUUAAGAAAUGCUGGAGCUGCCCCAGUCUGCAUUCCCUCCUCGCUUGGAGAGCUGGAAGUCAAACAGAGCAAAGAAAGGCACCCAGUCCCAAAGCCUGUCCUGCAGAAACAGCGAUGAUCUCACAGAAAGGGAGGCAGAUUUUGUACCCGAGUCCUCCCGAUGCCAUGUGAGUCCUGGACGUUCCCCCUCAGGGAAAAAUUGGGGUGGGGUGGGGGUGGAUAUGGGUGGGAGAUUGUCACCUGCUUAGCAAAAGCUGGGUUUGUGGAAAAAAAGUUGAGCUUCCAUUUUGAGUAACACAGUGAAUAUUAUAUGUAAAGAAUAAAGUAAAGCCAAAAUCUUUAUUUUUAUGCAUUUAGAAUAUUUUAAAUAGUUGGUUAUUAAAAGCUGUAUGAGUUGUAAGUAAUCUUGCCAAAGGUUAAAAACAAAGGGGGUUGGAUGUAAGAAAUUGUACAUAAGAUUGAUUUAUCUCUGAUUCUUAUUGUAAGUAAUAUUGGGGGGGCGGAAAAAGGGGCUCUAGCUUGUUCUUGUAUCUGUUCAUUGUAAGUAGCAUAUUGCAACAACAAUCACAACCCAGUAAGUCAUGAUAGUGUAGUUUUAAAUAAAGAAAAUUAAAGAACAGUAUUGUCAUGGUUUGAAAACCAUGGGGAAAAUUUACUGGUUUUUAUUGGAAUGAAGCUACAUGUUAUAUAUAGUAUGGGUUUUUUCCUUUCAUGUAUUGCUGCAGUUUUGUUGUCUUAAUCUAUUGGUUCUAACACUACUGUGACAACUUACUGUAAUCAUAUCUACAUCCUGGGGCUACCUGGGAAACCAUUUUAUGUUUGUCUGUCAAUAGAUCUUAGAGGUUUUUAACUUUGUUUUUAUUUUUUUUCCCACUGAUUUGUGAAACCUUGUGGUUAAGGCUGCAGCUGCUCCAGGUUCUGCCUCUGGUGACUUGUGAAAACCAUCUCAUUUAAACUUUACUUUUAAACUUUGGCCUUACAAGCAAAUGUAAGUUAUAUAUAUUUGUACUGAUGAUUUAUAAUCCGCUUUAACAAGAAUAAAUGUUGGUGGUAGAA
This is a messenger RNA of Columba livia (rock pigeon), 5610 nucleotides long. RefSeq names its product NUMB endocytic adaptor protein (gene NUMB). The record is from RefSeq and is a predicted model, not a curated record. The transcript has 11 exons. Gene Ontology annotation, biological process: positive regulation of neurogenesis. Gene Ontology annotation, cellular component: cytoplasmic vesicle; cytoplasm; basolateral plasma membrane. NCBI's taxonomy places the organism in Eukaryota, Metazoa, Chordata, Aves, Columbiformes, Columbidae. The coding region runs from base 2567 to 4375 and encodes 602 amino acids.